Messenger RNA from Guyanagaster necrorhizus, 1724 nucleotides. RefSeq names its product laccase. The annotation marks the transcript as partial. The transcript has 20 exons. The record is from RefSeq and is a predicted model, not a curated record. NCBI's taxonomy places the organism in Eukaryota, Fungi, Basidiomycota, Agaricomycetes, Agaricales, Physalacriaceae. Gene Ontology annotation, molecular function: copper ion binding; oxidoreductase activity.
CAUGGCUUUCUCCCUCUCGUCUUUGCUCGUCAUUUCUCUCCUUUUCGCCAGCUCUUAUGCUCAGCGCGAGGGAACCAUUGGCCCUACGGGUAACCUCGUCAUUUCUGAUGGUGAGGUCGCUCCCGAUGGUUUUUCACGCGUCGCAGCAUUGGCGAACUCGCGCAUCGAUGGAACACUCAUUACAGCAAACAAAGGAGACAUAUUCCAAAUCAACGUCGUCAACAACCUCUCCGACGACUCUAUUUUGCAGAGCACGACCAUUCACUGGCACGGUCUUUUCCAGAAGGGUACCGGAUGGGCUGACGGGCCCGCAUUUGUGAAUCAAUGUCCCAUAAUAAAGGGUGAUUCGUUCCUAUACACGUUUGAUACGACCGAUCAGGCUGGAACAUUCUGGUAUCACUCUCAUUUGUCGACUCAAUACUGUGAUGGGCUCCGAGGGCCUCUUGUUAUCUACGAUCCCAAUGAUCCACAUGCUGAUUUGUAUGACGUCGACGAUGACAGCACCAGUAUCUUGACGUUGUCGGACUGGUACCAUACACCUGCGAAGCAACUAACCUUCCCUACUCCGGAUGCGAGUCUCAUCAAUGGUCUUGGACGAUCGAGCCUUGGAAACCUUACACAGGAUUUAUCUGUUGUCCAGGUCACACAAGGAACCCGGUACCGCAUCAGAAUGUUGAACGUCGCGUGUGACGCGGCGUUCACUGUGUCUAUUGAUGACCAUUUGAUGACAAUCAUCGAAGCCGACGGUGUGAACCUCGUCCCAUAUACCGUGGAUGAAAUCCAGAUCUUCGCGGGUCAAAGAUAUUCCUUUGUUUUGACCGCGAACCAAGCCGUAGGCAACUACUGGAUCCGUGCUAAUCCCAGUGUGGGAACUGCAGGUUUCACCAGUGGUAUCAAUUCGGCGAUCUUGAGAUAUGACGGCGCCAAUGACGCGGAACCCCCUGUCAUCGCUUUCACGAGCGUCCUGAAGAUGAAUGAGACCCAGUUAUCGCCUCUCGAAAACCCUGGAGCUCCCGGAACCCCCGUGGCCGGAGGCGUCGACUAUGCUCUCAACUUGGCAUUGGCUUUUACGUCAGCCGGGACUUUUACCGUCAACGGUGUCCAAUUCGUUCCUCCGACGACUCCCGUUCUUCUGCAGAUUCUGAGCGGUGCCCAGGCAGCCAGCGACCUCCUUCCCCAGGGUUCAAUCUACCCAUUGCCAUUGAAUUCGACCAUCGAAGUUUCUAUCCCAGGUGGUGUUAUCGGUGGUGGGCAUCCGUUCCAUUUGCACGGUCACACAUUCGACGUUGUCCGCAGUGCCGGUAGCACCGUGUACAACUACGAAAAUCCUGUGAGGCGGGAUGUUGUCAACAUCGGUGUCGCAGGUGACAAUGUCACCAUUCGGUUCACGACUGAUAACCCAGGUCCUUGGUUCCUUCACUGCCAUAUUGAUUGGCAUUUACAGGCCGGACUUGCCAUUGUUUUCGCAGAAGCUACAGAGAGCUGGAACGGCACUAUUGAUCCUACUGAUCAAUGGGAUCAACUGUGUCCUACCUAUGACAGUACUCCUGCUUCAGACCUUUAAAUGAAUGAAUGUGGAGGAUUUAUUCCUUGUCUUCAGGCUGCAAACUAGAAAUACCAAUCCUAUUCUGAAAUCUCUUAACAGGAUAUCGUUAUUCCCCUCAGUUCUCAUAUUAUGUAUUUUCAGUUCGGUGAUAGAAAAACUGCGUGUUCGCUUGGCUCCC